AUUUUUAGCUGGGAAAUUACUGAAAACGUGCGCAGAUGUUUAAGGGCGGAUAUAUAAAGAACAAUCCUCCCAAUUUCAUGCAAAUGGACAGAAGCACGUCAGAUCUUUGGUAAGAGUCAGAAGAGUAGAAUCAUCAAGAAAGUCUUAAUUCAGAAUCACCACAAAAAAGCUCUUAACAAUGUCAGCAGCUAAUGGGAAAAUGUACAAUGGUAAUGGAGUUAACCAUGGAAAUGGAACAUCGUUGAUGAUGUCGCAAGAAGAAAAUGGAUCUCUUGCAAAGAAACUUAAAAUGGAAAUCAAGAGUCACAAUCAAUGUGAAGGACUUGAAGGAAAAACAUUUAAAGAUAUGCUGCCAUGGAGUGGUGAAAAUUCAGAAGUUACUGAUGAGUUUAUCCAGAAGACUGUUGAGAUUCUCACGAAUUUUAUUCAUGAAACAUAUAAUAGAGAUUCAAAAGUUAUAGACUUUAGAAGUCCAGAAGAUGUUGUGAAGGAAAUUGACUUUGAGGUGAAGGAUGAUGGGGCAAACUUAAAUGAGCUAUUGAAUGUAUCAAAAAAGGCCCUUGAUUUGAGUGUAAAGACAGGUCAUCCACACUUUUUCAACCAACUUUUUGCGGGACUGGAUAUAACUGGACUUAUGGGACAGUGGAUUGGAACAACUGCCAAUACUUCCAUGUAUACAUAUGAGAUGUCACCUGUGUUUGGAACUAUGGAAAAAUCAGUUCUGAAAAAGAUGUUGGAAAUUGUUGGUUUUAAAAAUGGUGAUGGAAUGCUUUUCCCAGGUGGCUCCAUCUCCAACAUGCAAUCAAUGAACGUUGCCAGAUACAAGUUUAACCCAAACAUCAAGGAAGAGGGUCUGUUUGGAAUGCCAAGGCUAGCACUUUUUGCAUCAGAGGAGGCACAUUACUCCACAAUGAAGGCAGCUGCCACCCUUGGCCUCGGAACCAAAUCUGUAAAGAAGAUAAAAACGGAUGAAAAUGGCAAAAUGAUACUUGAAGAUUUGAGGGCACAAAUCAUCAGCAGCCAAUCGCAGGGAGAAAGACCUUUCUAUGUUUGUGCAACAUCUGGCACAACAGUUGCGGGUGCUUUUGAUCGACUUGAAGAAAUUGCUGAUAUUUGUUCUGAAUUUGGCCUAUGGUUUCAUGUUGAUGCUGCUUGGGGAGGAGGUGCUUUACUUUCAAAAAAAUACAAGCAUCUUCUGAAAGGAAUAGAAAGGGCUGAUUCAGCAACAUGGAAUCCUCAUAAAUUGAUGUCAGUACCAGUCCAAUGCUCUGUGCUUCUUAUUAAGGAACAUGGUCUUCUUCAGCAAUGCAACAAAGCAGGGGCAAAGUAUCUUUUCCAGCAAGACAAAAAAUUAUACAAUGCUGUUUGGGACACAGGAGAUAAAACAUUCCAAUGUGGUAGGCCCAAUGAUGCCUUCAAGCUUUGGCUGAUGUGGAAAGCAAAGGGCACUAGAGGAUUUGAGGCGCAUAUUGACAGAGCAUUUGAUAACUCAAGAUAUCUGGCAGAACAAAUCAAAAGGAGAGAUGGAUUUGAGUUGUUGAUUGAGCCCCAGUGCACCAAUGUUUGCUUUCGGUAUAUUCCACCAAGUCUUACGAACAUGCCAGAUGGACCAGAAAAAAUGCAACGGCUCCACAAGAUACCACCAGAAAUAAAGAAGAGGAUGACUCUGAAAGGAUCAAUGAUGGUCGGAUACCAGCCUCUGAAAGACCAUGUGAAUUUCUUUCGCAUGAUUGUGAUCAGUUCGGUUGUUACUCAUGAGGAUAUGGACUUCGUUCUCGAUGAAAUCGAGAGACUCGGUAAAGAUCUUUAAUUGUAUCUCCAGGCUGGGGAACUGCUGAUAAAAGAGUGCAAACAUUAAUGCAUACUAGAGUGUUCACAUUUUUUAUAAAAAAACAUGACUUGAAUAAUGUUUAAAUUUAUAUGUAAGGGGUUUUUUGUUUUUUGUUAUUAUCGUAUCAGGUGGCCGUUUUAUGGUGUUUACUUGCCCGAAUUUUUUUAUUUAUAAGGCCCCGUGUGCUUAGGGUGUCAGAUCUCAGUGCAAAAAAUGUUAAAUCUCUGUAUUAUAAUUUUGUCUUUGGUAAUGAAUUCCAAAGAGUUAAUGUUGAUUAGAAGGUAUAUAUUUUCUAAUUUUAAUAGACUGAUAAAGGAAGUCAUUUUCGAACGAUAAGUGUCUCGUCCUGUUAUUACAGAAUUUAUCAUUAUGAAUGUAUUACAAAUGUGGAUCUAAAGGAAUUUUAGGGAUAGAACUAUACGUGGCAAAAAUCUGAUUUUCUGGAGGGUUUGUUCGCGGUCUCCAACAAAAUGUCCAUAAUCAUCUAUAUUGUACCAUCUAAAGAUAAAAAAAACUUCAAGCAGCGAAUAAAUUUUUAUAGGGGUUAUUAUGUUAGUUUAAUCUGUCUCAUAAUGCAAACAGUAUUGUUGAAUUUAGUUUGUGUCUUGACGUUGUAUUUCUUAUCUUGCACGAGUAAACAAUGUAUACCAGUGCAUACCAGUCCAUAUAAAUGAAACUGUAAUCUCAAACGAAA
Molecule: messenger RNA, 2525 nt
Organism: Rhopilema esculentum
Lineage: Eukaryota; Metazoa; Cnidaria; Scyphozoa; Rhizostomeae; Rhizostomatidae
Product: acidic amino acid decarboxylase GADL1
Biological process (GO): carboxylic acid metabolic process
Cellular component (GO): cytoplasm
Molecular function (GO): carboxy-lyase activity; pyridoxal phosphate binding
Source: RefSeq, a predicted model, not a curated record